Cricetulus griseus (Chinese hamster) is the source of this 366-nucleotide messenger RNA. NCBI's taxonomy places the organism in Eukaryota, Metazoa, Chordata, Mammalia, Rodentia, Cricetidae. The record is from RefSeq and is a predicted model, not a curated record.
AUGCCUGCCUGUCGCCUCUGCUUGCGGGCCGCAGGCCUUUUGGGACUGCUGCUGCUCACCCACCUCUCAGGCGCAGGUGCGGGAGCCGAGAAACCCGGCGUGUGCCCCCAGCUCCAGAGCAACACUGAUUGUGUGAAGGAGUGCUCCUCGGACAACAACUGCCAGGACAACCUCAAGUGCUGCCAGGCCGGCUGCAGCUCUGUCUGUUCCCCGCCUAAUGAAAAGCAGGGCGCCUGCCCCAGUGUGGACUUCCCCAAGCUCGGCAUCUGCGAGGACCAGUGCCAGGUGGACACUCAGUGUCCUGGCAACAUGAAAUGCUGCCGCAAUGGCUGUGGGAAGAUGACCUGUGCCACACCCAAAUUCUGA